Messenger RNA from Diospyros lotus (date-plum), 3196 nucleotides. Its product is annotated as phosphatidylinositol 4-phosphate 5-kinase 1-like. The transcript is spliced from 8 exons. Gene Ontology annotation, biological process: phosphatidylinositol metabolic process. The record is from RefSeq and is a predicted model, not a curated record. NCBI's taxonomy places the organism in Eukaryota, Viridiplantae, Streptophyta, Magnoliopsida, Ericales, Ebenaceae. The coding region runs from base 313 to 2709 and encodes 798 amino acids. Gene Ontology annotation, molecular function: 1-phosphatidylinositol-4-phosphate 5-kinase activity; ATP binding.
UCUCUCUCUCUCUCUCUCUACAUUUGUAAGUGUUGUAUUUCUGUCUCUUUUAUCUCUAAAAUUUUUGGGCUUUCUUCUCUGUCUCCUGUUUGCGGGAUUCCCAUUUCUUCUCACCCAUCCCUCUCCGUCCUCUGAAUAGGAAGGAAUACUUCUAGAGAGACGCGCAGACAGACCAUCUCACAAUCGUAUUGAUACAGAGACCGAGAGAGAGAGUGAGAGAGAAGGGGCUGGAAAUGCUGGUGAAGCUGGAUGACCCAGCUCGUCUCCGGCCGCUAUAGAUUCUACAGAUAAUCAGGAAGAAUAGUACCCAAAAUGCCAGAGACGGUUUUGUCAUCAUUCGGCGAAGAACACUACAACAACCCGGAAACCAAGAAAUCUGAAGAGGAAGAAGAGGAGGAGGAGGAAGAGAAAGUCACUAUUGAGAGGCCGGGAGAGAGCCAAGAAGUACUCGUCGUUGUUCCGACCGUGUCCGUCGUUGGCCGGAGCCGAUCCCAGGCCGCCAGCCGAAGAGUAACGCCCACCACCACCGCCUCGGCUGCCGUCAGUUCUGUCAAAGUCGAGAAACCGCUUCCGAACGGCGAUCUGUACAUCGGAAGCUUCUCCGGCCACGCGCCGCACGGAUCGGGCAAGUAUCUGUGGAAAGACGGGUGUAUGUACGAAGGCGAGUGGAAGCGCGGCAAGGCCUCCGGAAAGGGGAAGUUCUCGUGGCCGUCGGGCGCGACAUUCGAGGGCGAAUUUAAGUCGGGUCGGAUGGAGGGCUUCGGGACCUUCAUCGGCUCCGACGGCGACACGUAUCGGGGGUCCUGGUCAGCCGACCGGAAACACGGGUAUGGCCAGAAGCGAUACGCGAAUGGCGACUACUACGAGGGAACGUGGCGGCGUAACCUCCAGGACGGCCAUGGCCGUUACGUCUGGAAGAACGGCAACGAGUACGUCGGCGAGUGGCGUAACGGCGUGAUUAAUGGCAGGGGAGUGUUGAUUUGGGCAAACAGGAAUCGGUACGACGGGAAUUGGGAGAACGGAGUUCCCAAGGGCCACGGCGUCUUCACUUGGCCGGACGGCAGUUGCUACAUCGGAAGCUGGAGCAAAGACGACGGCAAGAACUCCAAGCCUCUGGACGGGACUUUCUAUCCGGGACUCAAUGGAGUGAAUUUUUCGGGGAAGAACGAGAAGGUGACGUUCAAUCACAAGAUGUCGGCGCCGCUGAUGAUGGUGGAGGAGAGCGGCGUGGCGGUGGCAGCGGCGACGAAGAAGAGGUCGUCGGUUGACGGGUCGAGGGGGAGCUUGACGGAGAGGCCGUUUCCGAGGAUUUGUAUCUGGGAAUCGGACGGCGAAGCCGGGGACAUUACCUGCGAUAUAAUCGACAAUGUGGAAGCCUCGAUGUUCUAUCGAGACGGUACGGGAUUGGAUCGCGAUGGAUUUAUGCAGUUUCGGCGAGGUCCAUGUUGUUUCAGCGGUGAGGCGAAGAAACCAGGUGAGACGAUAUCCAAGGGCCACAAGAAUUACGAUUUGAUGUUGAAUCUCCAACUGGGUAUUAGGUACUCAGUUGGCAAGCAUGCUUCGAUUCAGCGGGCCCUCAAGCAAAGUGAUUUCGAUCCCAAGGAGAAGUUCUGGACUAGGUUUCCACCCGAAGGAUCGAAGAUUACGCCGCCUCAUCAAUCCGGGGAGUUCCGGUGGAAAGAUUAUUGCCCCAUGGUGUUUAGACGUUUGAGGGAGCUAUUUCAAGUUGAUCCAGCUGAUUACAUGCUGGCUAUUUGUGGAAAUGACGCGCUUAGAGAGCUUUCUUCUCCAGGGAAGAGUGGAAGCUUCUUUUAUCUGACUCAGGAUGAUAGGUUUAUGAUAAAAACGGUGAAGAAGUCGGAAGUCAAGGUUCUUAUUAAGAUGCUGUCAAGUUACUACCGGCAUGUUUGCCAGUACGAAAAUUCCCUAGUCACAAAAUUCUUUGGUGUGCACUGUGUGAAACCAGUGGGCGGAUUGAAGACCCGGUUUAUUGUGAUGGGCAACUUGUUCUGCUCUGAAUACCGCAUUCAUAGACGUUUUGACCUCAAAGGAUCAUCCCAUGGCCGCACAACAGAUAAAUCUGAAGGGGAGAUUGACGAAACCACUACUCUUAAGGACCUUGACCUCAACUUUGUGUUUCGCCUCCAAGGAGACUGGUUUCAUGAACUUAUCCAACAAAUUGAUCGAGACUGUGAGUUCCUGGAAGGGGAGAGAAUAAUGGAUUAUAGCCUCCUAGUUGGUAUUCACUUUCGUGACGACAAUACAGGCGACAAAAUGGGUUUGUCUCCAUUUUUAUUGCGAACUGGCAAAAAAGAUUCGUUUCAAAAUGAGAAGUUUAUGCGCGGCUGCCGUUUUCUUGAAGCUGAGCUACAAGACAUGGAUAGGGUUCUGGCCGGGCGGAAGCCAUUGAUCAGGUUGGGGGCCAACAUGCCUGCGAGGGCAGAGAGGAUGGCUCGAAGGAGCGACUUCGACCAGUAUACACCCGGUGGGUUCAGUAAUUUAACCCCUUCAUACAGCGGCGAAAUCUAUGAAGUUGUCCUAUAUUUCGGGAUCAUUGACAUUCUACAAGAUUACGACAUUAGCAAGAAGCUAGAGCAUGCAUACAAAUCCUUGCAAGCUGAUCCAAACUCCAUCUCUGCUGUCGACCCAAAGCUUUACUCGAAGAGGUUUCGAGAUUUCAUAGGGAGAAUCUUCAUCGAGGACAGGUAGGGGAGCGAAGGCGAACGCAAAUAUCAGUCAAGAUGGUUUGGUUUGAAGAUUCGCUCGAUUACCUACUUGUAUGUAGAUCCUCAGAGUCCUCGAACUCAGUGAUUCCCUAGCGGAAUAGGAGCCCCGGCGGGUCAGAUUGCCCGGGGGUGGGUGGGUGGGUUGGAGCUUCUUUUACUAGGUGCUCUCAUGGCUGAAUUUUGUGGAAGCAGCAGCAGCAGCAGGCAGCAGCCAUGGUGUUGGAAGUAGUGAGGGAUGAUAAAAGUCUGUACAUUCUCAAUGGGGGGGUCGGGAAAAUUGGAUUAUUAUAAUUAUGAUUUCUUUUUCAUGUGGUUUUUUCUUUUUGGGGUUUUUGAUUUCUCCUAAUUUUGUGGGAACCAAGGAAUGUGAAGAUUUGAAAUAUAGGCAUUGGGACCAGAGAAGAUGUGUCCCAUAGAGAGAAGAUUCAAAAUGGGUAGAGGGAGAUGGAGAGGGAGGGAGGGAGGGAGGG